This is a messenger RNA of Penicillium soppii, 1614 nucleotides long. Its product is annotated as cytochrome P450. The transcript has 5 exons. The record is from RefSeq and is a predicted model, not a curated record. Lineage: Eukaryota; Fungi; Ascomycota; Eurotiomycetes; Eurotiales; Aspergillaceae. Gene Ontology annotation, molecular function: oxidoreductase activity, acting on paired donors, with incorporation or reduction of molecular oxygen; iron ion binding; heme binding. The coding region runs from base 1 to 1614 and encodes 537 amino acids.
AUGGCUGUUCAUUCUUUGAUGGCUAAGUUUCUCGCCUCUGAUGCCUCAUCGAAACUUCCUGCUGGAACAGCUUUAGUUGCAGCCAUGACUGGUUUAAUUGUCUUUCUAGGGUGGUUUGUGACUCAGAAAUGGCAGUACCCCUACAAGGAGCCAUAUUUCCGCCAGCCUCAUGGAGUGGCCGCUGCUCCGCAUCUUGAAAAAACCAUAAUGGACAACUAUGAGAGAGUAGGGAAGAAAUUUACCCCUAUCAUCUUUGGGAGCCAGAGAAGUAAAAGCUUACUGGAAUCAAUUUCUCUGCAGUUGAAAAAUAGGUUUUAUCGAGUCGAACAACCCCAUGCCGAUGUUCUUAUCAUUCCUCCCAAGUUCGUGGAUGAGCUCAAGACCCACCCUCACGCAACUUUCAAACCAGAGGGAGAUGUUAGAUUCCUCCCGCAAUAUACCUAUAUGGGGACUCUAGAUGGCUCAGCCGAUGCUGCUAUUAUUCCUGCUGUCAGGGAUGUUUUCACAAAGCAUCUUGCUAGAAUUGUGGAGCUGAUGCGCAAUGAGGCCGCCCUAGGAAUUGAAAUUCACAUCAGGCACCCAGAAGAAUGGACGCCCAUUCUUCCCGUUCAGACCAUGGUGCAGAUCGUUGCACAAGUUGCAGGAGCUUAUGUCGUCGGUCCAGACCUAGCGCGGACCCCUGACUUUCUUGAAUGCAGCAUCACCUUCACCAGCAAUUGCUUCGACGCUGCUGCGGCUUUGUUGCAAUAUCCAAUCUGGCUCAGACCGUUGAUGCAAUACUUCACUCCGGCAAUCUCUCGCUGUCGCGACUCAUACCUAAAAAUGCGGGAUAUUAUCAAGCCACUGAUUGAUGAGCGCAUGCAGCUGGCUGCUUCUGGCAAACCCAUUCCUCGCGAUCUGCUGGCCCUUGUGAUGGAAUAUUCACCGCCGCACCUGCGUGGUGACAUUGACUUCCAAGCCCGAAAUCAGCUCAUCAUUGGGAUGGCAUCGACCCACACAACCUCCAUGACAUUGACGAACGCGCUUUUUGAUCUCGCCGCACGACCAGAAUAUAUUGAACCGCUUCGUGAAGAAAUCUCCAGCGUCCUCGAUGGAGAUCGUACCAUAGGAUCUCUGUCUAAGAAUGGCCUUUUGAAGUUACGAAAGCUCGACUCUUUCCUGAAGGAGAGCGCGCGAUUUUCCCCGCUCAAUACCACCUCUUUCGCACGCGGAUUAUCGGCUCCUAUCACUCUUUCUGAUGGGACUGUGUUGCCACGUGGUACACAUUUAGCCGCCGCGGCAAAGCCCCUGUCAUUGGAUAUAGAGUACUAUGAUCAGCCGAAAGUUUUUGAUGGAUUCCGCUUCGCUCGGCUGCGUGAAAAGACUGGCAAUGCGGACCGGUAUCAAUUUGUUAGCACUACUGUCGAGGCGAUGCACUUUGGUCACGGAAAGCACGCGUGCCCUGGACGACAUCUUGCCGACCAGCAAAUUAAGAUCAUUAUGAUACAUAUCAUACAGAAUUACGAUAUUCGCCUCCGUGAUGGUGAAGGUCGACCGGAGAAUCAAGUCAUGGCCAAUGGGCCCCACCCCGAUCUCUCUAUCCCAAUACUGUUCCGCAAGAGAGGGGUUGCAUAA